UCCUCUCCAGCCCCUCUGUUUGGUCUCUAUCUAUAGCUCCUCCUUGGGCUCCACUUAUUCCUAUUUUAAGCUUGAGCAGCUGAUAUGACAGGCAGAAGCCUGUGUUUACUUCCCCAUCAGGUCCCAGGGGGAUCUGCGCACAGGCCCCUCACAGCUUCUGCAACAGCCACACACAGAGGACUCUGGUUCUAGGGAUGUCCAGUGACACUGGAGAAGACACCAUGGUGAAGGAUGCUGCUUCCUCCGAUAGGGAACUCAUUGAAAAUGGCAUGGCAGAUAUAAACUUGCAUGCGGUGGAGUCCAUCAGUGACUUGCAUUAUGCAUCCAGCGGACGUGAGAGUGCCAGGGUCUCAGAAGGGGGCAGCCCAUCUCAGCCCAACAGCCCAUGGACUCCUCACAGCACAUCCUCCAAACACUUCACUUUCCCAAACGAAGAGGACACGUCCUUUCUACCAGUCCAGAAUCUCCAUCUCCUCCCUGCGUUCACCUGCUGCCCUUGCUUCAGUCCGACAUGUUGCCCCACAAGCUUCUUUGCUCUCCUUGGGGUGCUCGUAGUGGCCAGCCUCGGCCUAGCCACACUGGCUGUGUACCUGAGUGAUCUGCACAACUCAGCUGGAGUUGGAGAAUGCGUGGUAAGGAAAGGCACGGCACAUCUCCUGAGCUGCAGGACGCACAACAGGACGCCCCUGAUUAUUUCUGCAAAUAUCUAUGCAGCUUGCAACUCUUGAACCUCCAGACAUAAGUUCUGUGCCCAUAAACCACUGCUGAUGAGGUCAUGUCGAUAGGAAUAUGGCUUUUUACCUACCACUUUAUGUUUAAUAUUUUCUCUCGAUUUAAAGCCAAAUAGGCCAACGUGGGCAUUUUCUGCUGACAACACUAUGAAAGUGAGGCAAUGUGUUUCAGAGAUCAAAAGAGCAAGGUACCAGGACAAAACACGUACUUUCCAUUAACUUUGCUUUGUGAUGAUGGUGUGUUAUGUCUCCAGUCUGGACAGCAAAGGUUUAAAGCUUUAUAUAUAUAUACACACACACACCCUUAUCCUAUUUGUGAUGACAAAAUCCCCAAAAAUACAUUGCAGAGAAGCCAAAUGGUGGGAAGCAAAAUGGUGAGCGGCAGUUCUUCAUACUGCCAGACUCCUCCAUUUGCUGAUUUCCUGGUACUCAAGUGCAGGGCUAGGAUUCUGUGCUAGGGAGCACUGCACAAACACAGACUAACUUUAGGCACAGAAUUAAACCUCCUAAGAAUAUGUAGAUGUAUGUGAAUGAAAGAGAGAGCACAAGCAUAGUAAAUAUUUAUACAGGAUCUGAUCCAAACUAAGUUAGUUUCACCUAAGCCGCACUGAAAUCAAUGGAAACAUAAUACAACUAGCUGGUCCAGAUCACUCCUAUUAUAUAUUAAACUGGACAUCAGACUUUACAGCUGCACAAAAGAGGAAGCACGUAGACCAUGCCUUGUAAAAGAGGGAUAGCAAGAAUUGCAGCUGUCAAAGUAAUGGGGCUCCUGUAUAGCUCCCCACCACCACCACAUAACAGACUUAAAUAAAUUAUGCAAUAUAUGCUCACAGAAUUCAGCUUUCUGAAGGCAGGAGGGCCCGCUGAGCAGGGCAAAGGACCACACACCAACUUUACACCAGCCAAAUAAGCCACAGGACCCUUCUCUUACAACAGGGGAACAUGCCCCACUAUGAGGAUGAGCUUUGCCAGAGUGGCCAGAGGACGGGCCCUUUCUUUGCCCUGAGGCUUUUGCUGGCUUUUCAUUCUGCCAUCAAAGAAGGAGAAGAAAAGAGAAGCAGCAGCCAUGCAAGUGCAGAGCAAAACUGAGCGUUAUAAUCAAGUGAGAGAACAGAAUUAAAGACAGUGAUGGGCAGGGCGUCAGAGAGAGGCUGCGAAAAAUAGCAGCUGCAUGAGCAGAGAAGAGGUACAGCCCCUUUCAUGGUGCUGUCAGCCCAGCCUUUAAUAAACAACCACACUGAUUUCUAGUGUACAUUUCAUUCAACCCAAACACAAAGUAUCUUCAACACCAGAGGGGAAGAACCCAAGGCACCAAACCUCAAGCCAGUACUUUUACCACCUCCAUCCUGGACAACUGCAGUCUUUAGCCUUACAACUAAGCCAGCCUCCUGCACUGGGUACUUCACUGGAAGUUCUCACGGCAGAAGGGGGUGGGAAGAUCUAGUCCUUGAUUUCACUGCGCACACUGCAACGGCAACUGCAGGAUGUGUUCAGCAUCAGAGACAGGGGGAAAGAUAGGGCUUUUUUAAAAAAAAGAAUAACUGGCUUUAAAAAGCAGAGGGGAGAAAAAAUAAGCCUCCCCACUACCCAACCUCGCUUAGAUUUU
Messenger RNA from Zootoca vivipara (common lizard), 2337 nucleotides. The record is from RefSeq and is a predicted model, not a curated record. NCBI's taxonomy places the organism in Eukaryota, Metazoa, Chordata, Lepidosauria, Squamata, Lacertidae.